Paralichthys olivaceus (Japanese flounder) is the source of this 4754-nucleotide messenger RNA. Its product is annotated as junction plakoglobin-like. Lineage: Eukaryota; Metazoa; Chordata; Actinopteri; Pleuronectiformes; Paralichthyidae. The record is from RefSeq and is a predicted model, not a curated record. Gene Ontology annotation, biological process: canonical Wnt signaling pathway; positive regulation of transcription by RNA polymerase II; cell-cell adhesion. Gene Ontology annotation, cellular component: catenin complex; adherens junction; cytoplasm. Gene Ontology annotation, molecular function: alpha-catenin binding; transcription coactivator activity; protein phosphatase binding.
GAGACAAGCCGCCGCCGGUUCGCUCCUCACUCCGCUCGGCUGCGUCCUGCUCACCGUGUGCAGCGGCAGACACAGCGACACUGAGGGGAUCGAGAAGGCGAGCGGACCGCGGUUUGCACCUGGACCGCGCGGACACUGGAUUUAAGGGAAGGGACGACGGGAAAGUUGAAGCCGUCACUGCCGCGACAGGGAGCCGCUCCAGACUGCUGUCCAUUUCUCAAGGUCAAAAGUCUGUGAAGGAAGUGGUACCAGUGGACAGAGAUGAUGUCCAUGCAAAUGAGCGAGGCGGACAGUAUGGUGAAGGUGGCCGAGUGGCAGCAGACAUACUACGCCUCAGAUUCUGGCAUCCAAUCAGGAGCCACCACAGUGCGGGAUGAUGAGAGCAACACAGAGUACAGUGGCAGUAAGAAGUAUGGCGGCAGUACAACAACCAGCAUUACCACUGCCCCCAACGCUGCCUCUGCUGGAGCAGGAGGGGACACAGCAGCUGGUGGACUAGAGAGCCCUUCAGAUCUAGAAGCUCAGUACUCGCUAACGCGGGCUCAGCGCGUCAGGGCCGCAAUGUUCCCAGAGACCCUGGUGGAGGGGGAGGCAGCCAUGCCACUCCAAUCUGAUCCGUCACAGCAGAGCAACGUGCAACGACUGGCUGAGCCCUCUCAGCUGCUAAAGACAGCAAUCGUCCACCUGAUAAACUACCAGGAUGAUGCUGAGUUGGCGACAAGGGCAGUGCCAGAGCUCACCAAGCUGCUGGCAGAUGAGGAUCCGGUUGUGGUGAACAAGGCGGCCAUGAUAGUCAAUCAGCUGACCCGAAAGGAGGCAAGUCGGCGGGUGCUAGUACAGUCCCCGACCAUGGUGGGUGCAGUGGUGCGCGCCAUGACAGCAGCAGUGGACAUGGAGACAGCCCGUUGUGCAGCCAGUGUGCUCCACAGCUUGUCACACCAGAGGGAGGGGCUACUGGCCAUAUUUAAGUCUGGAGGGAUACCAGCACUGGUCCGCAUGCUGAGUUCACCAGUGGAAUCAGUCUUGUUUUACGCCAUCACCACCCUCCACAACCUGCUGCUCCACCAAGAGGGGGCCAAGAUGGCGGUGCGUCUGGCUGAUGGCCUGCAAAGAAUGGUUCCCUUACUAAAAAAGAGCAAUCCCAAGUUCCUGGCCAUCACCACUGACUGUCUGCAGCUCCUUUCCUACGGCAACCAGGAGAGCAAGCUUAUCAUCCUUGCCAAUGGAGGCCCAGAGGGCCUGGUGUUCAUCAUGAGGAACUACAACUAUGAGAAGCUACUAUGGACCACUAGUCGUGUUCUCAAAGUACUGUCUGUGUGUCCCAGCAACAAGCCAGCCAUAGUGGAGGCUGGUGGAAUGCAAGCUUUGGGCCAACACCUUACAGGUUCAAGUCAGCGUCUGAUCCAGAACUGUCUGUGGACACUCCGCAACCUGUCAGAUGCUGCGACUAAACAGGAGGGGUUAGAUGGUCUGCUGCAGAUAUUAGUCACCCAGCUGGGCUCAGAUGAUGUCAACAUGUUGACCUGUGCAACUGGCAUCCUGUCCAACCUCACCUGUAACAAUUCACGCAACAAGACUCUCGUGACUCAGUAUGGCGGUGUGGAAGCACUGAUCCAUGCUGUGCUUCGAGCAGGGGAGAAGGAGGAUGUUGCUGAGCCGGCGGUCUGUGCCCUGCGUCACCUCACAUCCCGGCACCAAGAUGCAGAGCUGGCCCAGAAUGCUGUGCGUCUGCACUACGGUAUCCCUGCUGUCGUCAAGCUGCUGGGGCAGCCACACUACUGGCCGGUAGUAAAGGCCACAGUUGGUUUGAUCCGGAACCUGGCACUGUGCCCGGCCAAUCAAGCGCCACUGAGGGAGGCAGGUGCUAUUCCUCGAUUGGUCAACCUGCUACUAAAGGCUCACCAGGACACACAGAGACACGCCUCCUCCACGCAGCAGACAUACCAGGAUGGCGUUCGCAUGGAGGAAAUAGUCGAGGGCUGCACAGGAGCCCUCCACAUUCUAGCCAGAGACCCAAUUAACAGAGGAGAGAUCGCCAGCAUGCAAACCAUACCACUGUUUGUACAGCUGCUGUACUCCUAUGUGGAGAAUGUGAAACGAGUGUCUGCGGGCGUCCUGUGUGAGUUGGCUCUGGACAAACAGUCUGCAGAGCUCAUUGAUGCAGAGGGAGCAUCAGCACCACUCAUGGAGCUGCUACACUCCAGCAACGAAGGAAUAGCCACCUAUGCUGCAGCAGUGCUGUUCCGAAUUUCAGAGGACAAGAGUUCGGACUACAGGAAGAGAGUGUCUGUGGAGCUAACACACUCGCUCUUCAAACAUGACCCUGCCGCAUGGGAAAUGGCCCAUACUGCAGUUCCCUUGGAGCCUAGUUACCUAGCUGAUGAAUUAGACGGCGCUUACCCUCCUUAUGGCUACACUGAUCUGCCUCUGGACACCCUGCCGCUAGACCCUGACCUUCAUGAGUCCUACAUCCCAGAUAUGGCGUAUGACCCAAGACAGGCCUACCCUGAACCACUCUAACAGGAAAACAAAGCUGCAGGAGAACAAUGCUGAGAGAGAGAUGAAUAAAUCGCCAGAACAAAGACUCAAAGAAUGGAUGGAUGAUAGAGAUAGAAGUUUUAAUCACAAAGGGAAUUUAGCCCUUUCCGAUGGGUGGAAAUAAAUCCCAUUUGGCAGUCAAGAACUAUCACAAAAGGUCGCUCAUUAAAAAAAAGUUUAUCGUUGCUGUAAAUGAAAAUUGUACCUUUGUUAUAAUGUUUUACUGAGGGGUGAAAGUGGGGUUGUAUGACGUUUUGAGGCACUGUUACACGGGUAACGUUUUGAAGCAAUCAAAUUAGGCAAAACGGCCUUAACCUGAGAGUUUAAGACAUGGAGGACACACGGGGGGGCUGACAGUCAACCACAUGUUUUAGCUUUUCAUCUGAAAGGUUUAGAAACCAGUCAGCUGUAAUAUUAGUUGUGAUGUGCAGAUAUUCGCCCCACAUAUUGAAACAUAUUCGUCAAUGAGAAGUUAAACACAAUUCAUCACUAAAACACUCACUGUAAUAACUAUCCACGACUCUUUGGAGAGUUUUGCAAGAUGUCAGCCUUAUUGGCAUUAACUUCCAGUCACCAUUGCUAUCUAAAUGCUACCCGUGUAUCCUAGCCUUAAUUUGCUGUCUUUUAGGUGUCUCCUCUGUGUAUUUGAACAGUGCACAUGUCCCAGAGUGUCCAUGUGUGGUCGUUGCAUGGUAGUAUAUUGUGUACUCAUUGAAAUAUUCUUCACCUUUACUAAAAAACAAGUGAGAUUUGGAUUUUACAAACCAUUUUGGAUUAAGUCAAACCAUUCUGAGAACCUUGGUGAAAGAAAGUGAGGCUGUGACACGGUCGGACUUGCGGUCCUGCUCUGCACUGAUUUGAUAUUCUGUAAGAAUGUCCGCUGGAAAUGAACAUGAGAUUGUGAUAUUCAGGAUCAGACUGCAAAUGUAACUUCCCAGUUCGACCUACACGUCAGCUCUCUGAUCAGCUUGUACACAACUAUGUGAGUGCCAUGGACAAUACUGCAGAGUCCAUUUACAAAAGUACUCACAUAUUGUUUGUAGACAUAAUCACACAUUACUUUUGCGUUAAAGCAGUUUUGAUUUUAGAUAUGAUUUUAGAAAUGCGUCCAUAACUCUGUCAAUGACGAAGCUCUAAUACAAGCUUUUUUCAGAGAUGGUGUUUUGACUUGUCUUGGUAGGAAACACUGGGACUCUUGAAAAAAGGAACAGCAGGGUGAUUCCUACUGUGACAAGUGUAAAUGUCUCACCAUCAUACAGCACUUACUACAGCAAAACAUGCUCCGUGCACCAGGAGCUACUCUGCUUGAAGUAAAACAGUGUUGUUCCAUUCAGUGACUGUAUGUAAAGAUGGAUGACAUGACAGCUCCCAAAAGUGAAGCCAGAGUAAGUUGAUGGUCCCCUGGUGGUUGGCUAGGGUAUAGGUCCUCAAUCCGGCCCCUCCACGUUAGCUGAUGGGACAUGACUAAAAUAAAAGACUCAAAGUGAAAUACAGUUUUCCCAAUGAUGGUUUCUGUUAUUUAAGGUAGCUCUUAUCACACUGACAAAUGUUCAGGGUCAUCUUCAACAGAUUUUAACAAUGGAGUGUAGUAAUAUUGCCAAUGCAAAGUGGAAGUAAUGAGUUGCGUCCUGCAGAAUCCCAGGCAUCUUCAGAAAGUGGGAGUAUGGAUCUGUUCCAGUUUAUUGUGUAAUCAGAGAUUUUAGAAAAGGUGUUGAAUGUUGUUUUUGUUCAUGUUUUUCAUAGGUUUGGUUUGAAUUCGUUUUUUGAUGAUAUAAAAGCAGAGACGUCACGAUUGACAGCUGAAUAGGUCGACGUGAUUGUCCUGAUCUGACCUGAUGGAUUGAUGUGAUAGACAGAGAUAGGUGGGUCUAUCUGUGGGACGUCAACCGAUCCACGUAAUCCCUACUAUACAGACUCUGACACCACCAGUGCAAGAUGGUUUGAGGCUUCAUGUUUUCAGUGUAAGAGGAAGUGGAGAUGUGAGCCAUCUGUAUUUACAGCCUUCACUAACAAAGCACAACUACAAUGAUUUAUUAAUUGCUGUGGUAAUCUACCACCGUACGCUAUUCAUGAAUUUGAACAUCAUUGAUAUAAAUGCAGUUCCCAUCGUUAAACAUAAUUUACUUUUGUGUAUACAUUUACUUUGCCACAACUGAAUGGAAACAUUUGUUUAAAGGAUAAUUAUUUGGCCUUUUGUCUGAAUUAACUAAUCAAAU